Molecule: messenger RNA, 2582 nt
Organism: Doryrhamphus excisus (bluestripe pipefish)
Lineage: Eukaryota; Metazoa; Chordata; Actinopteri; Syngnathiformes; Syngnathidae
Source: RefSeq, a predicted model, not a curated record
UGGUUGCAGUUGGUCUCAUGUGUCAGUGCACGGCUGAGCCUGAAGGCAGCUGCUCUCUGGUGAGUCUUCUUCAUGACAUUUUAUUUCUUUAAAUCAAUGUGUUGUUGCUGUGUGGGACUUAGCUAAGGUAGCUAAGGUGCUAACAUUGUGACACUCAAGUUGUGAGUUUAUGCUCUCUUUAAACUCUCCAGAAGUAAAGCACAUGACUGUUAAUUCAUUAAUCAUUUAAAUUUUGCAAUGAUGUGUAAUGUUCAAUAGAGGCCAAAUGGAGGAAGAAGUGAGGUAUACUGUAUUAUUGAGAGAAAAAAAAAUGAAGGUUGCAAUUACAUACUUGUCCGCUAGAGGGUGUUAAAUAUAUACUGUAUUAAAAAAAGAAAAAUACCCAUACUAACACUGACAACAUUGCUGUCACAGCAGGUGGAAAAAGGCUGCUUUAGUUAAAAAUGACGCUGCCUCUUCGCCGUGUAGGAAUGACUUCUGCCGGGAAUCUCUCUGAAGAGCAGGUCCACUGCUCCAUCUGCUUGGACGUCUUCACCAACCCCGUUUCCAUCCCAUGUGGGCACAACUUCUGCCAGAGCUGCAUCCUGGGAUACUGGAAGACCAGCCCUCUGUACCAGUGUCCCAUGUGCAAGAAGUCCUUCUACAAGAGGCCCGACAUCAGCAUCAACACCGUUCUCAGGGAGAUCGCCGAGCAGUUUAAGGAGCUCCGGGUGAAGAGCGCAGAGGUUAAGCCCGAGAAAAAGUGGAUGAUGGAAAAGCAGAAAGAGGAGGAUGAAGAGAAGCUUUUGGAGGAUGAUUAUACAGACAUAAACAAAGAUGACAUCAGUAAAAGGAACACAGAAGUGGUAGAACCCUGUCAUGAGGAGCCUCCUCAGGCUUCGACUCCCACCUGGGAGGAGGUCCUGUGUGAUGUUUGCCUGGGAGAGGGUCGUUCCAAAGCCAUAAAAUCCUGCCUGGUGUGUCUGACAUCCUACUGCGACGAGCACCUGAAGUCACAUGCCAGCAGAUUCACCAAGCACAAGCUGAUUGAACCCGUGGCCAACAUGGAGGACCGCAUGUGUCCCAAGCACGAGCGCCUCUUGGAGCUCUUCUGCAAGAAGGAUCAAACAUGCGUGUGUGUCCUGUGCACGGAGACUGACCACCGAGCGCACUAUACCGUCCCUGUGGAGCGGGAAUGGAUGGAGAAAAGGGCCCUGCUGAAGAAGAGCCAAGUUGAGGUCCAGCAGAUGAUCCAGGACAGAGUAAAGAAGGUCGAGGAGAUCAAACACUCUAUGGAGCUCAACAAAGCAAGCAGUCAGAGAGAGAUUGAUGACAGCAUGCAGGUUUUCUCAGAGUUGAUCCGCUCCAUCCAGAGAACGCAAGCCGACUUAGUCCUCGCCAUUGAAGAGACUCAGAGGCGCACUGAAAGCCGGGCCAAGAACCUGGUCUCAGAACUGGAGCGGGAGAUCGAGGAGCUUAGGCGGCGGAAUAGUGACCUAGAGAACAUGGAUAGAACAGACCACAUUCACUUCUUGAAGAACUUUCCAGCUCUGAGCACCGCACCUUCAGUCCAGGACUGGUCUGACACGAGCAUUCCCACUGAUAUUUGCGUCGGCUUGAUUAGGACAGCCGUGUGCAAACUGGAAACCACAUUAAAGGAGAUGGUGGACAAACUGGCAGACAGAGAGAUCCAGAAAGUUCUGAAGUACUCAGUGGACGUCACUUUGGACCCAGACUCCGCCAACCCAUGGCUGCAGCUCUCACAGGACCGACGGCAGGUACGCCACCUGGGGGCGUGGCAAGAUCUCCCCGACCACCCCAACCGUUUUGACACUGUGGUCAUCGUCCUGGGCAGAGAGGGCUUCACCUCGGGAAGACACUACUGGGAAGUUCAGGUGGGCGACAAGGAUGAUUGGUACCUAGGUGUAGCCAAGUCAUCCGUCAACCGGAAGGGUCGGAUCUCUGUAAGCACCGCCCAUGGCUACUGGGCCCUGGCUAUGAAGAAGGGCCAUGGGUACCGCGUGUCCACCACGCCACCAUUACAGCUCGCACUCAACACCAAACCCAAAAUGGUAGGCGUGUAUGUGGACUACGAAGAGGGGCAAAUAUCUUUCUACGAUGUCAGGGCUCGGACGCACAUUCACACACUGAGCGACACAUUGAAUGAAAAGAUUCUGCCUUUUUUCUACUUGUACUGUUGCGACAAAGCCUCCGAUACCGUCGCCAUUUGUCCUGUCGCUGACAAAAGCCUGAUCAAACCGAGUUAAUCAAUCACAACAUAUUGCUAGAUGCUUGUUCGACUUGUAAUCGACUUAGUCUGACAGCUUGACGUUUUCCUUUACAGUGAUGACAGGAAGAUAGCUUCACAUUAACGGGUGUCACCCAGCACCAAAUGUCUUACAGUCUUCAUGAAAGCUAUUUUUAAAGGUACCAAAUGUGUCUCAUAUUCUUCUUAAAGCUGCUGCUUGCAGUGGUUUAGUGCAGCAAGCAUUAUAUCCCAACUUGCAUAUGAUUUGACUCAUAUAGCAAUCAUCAUCAUUUUAAAUCAAUUUAAAAAUGUUUGAAGAUCAUAUGUGACUGGCACACUGAACGCCAGUCAUCUU